Nylanderia fulva is the source of this 12968-nucleotide messenger RNA. NCBI's taxonomy places the organism in Eukaryota, Metazoa, Arthropoda, Insecta, Hymenoptera, Formicidae. The record is from RefSeq and is a predicted model, not a curated record.
GUUGGGUGUCACCGUUCGUUCGUGUUUCAUCUCGCGAAUUCGCCCGCAUUUAAUUAAUAUAUUUGUAAUGAAUUUCGAGGAUGAAAAUUGCGCUGCCGUCUAGAUAGGAAGAUCAUUUCGUGUGUAAAAGCAUCGAUAAUUCUAUGGCAUACAAACAUUAUUCUGGGGCGCAGUAUGUGCCCGGCGCCGGGUCCAGCGUCGCAUCCCAAGAAAGGAUCCGUAGCCUCGAAUACGCAUAUCCGCCACCUAGAGUUGACAGAUACAGGGGUGGUGUGCAGAUACAGAAGAGAAUGACUCAGGAGGACGUUCUCAAGUUCGAGCAGGCCGCAUCCAUCAAGGCCCUGCAGGAGGAACGUCUUCAUAUUCAGAAGAAGACGUUCACAAAAUGGAUCAACUCGUUUUUGUUAAAGCGCGCAUGGAGGGUGGACGAUUUGUUCACCGAUUUAGGGGACGAAGAAUUACUCAAACUAUUAGAGAUCAUCUCCGGCGCGAUUGGCCAACCCAAUAAUGGGCGCAUGCGAGUUCACAAAAUCGAGAACGUGAACAAGUCCUUGGCGUUCCUCCAUACCAAGGUUCGUUUGGAGAGUAUUGGUGCAGAAGAUAUUGUGGACGGAAAUCCUAGAUUGAUCCUUGGUCUCAUUUGGACCAUUAUUCUGAGAUUCCAAAUACAAGAGAUCGAGAUCGAUGUGGACGAAGAGAACGACAGCAGCGAGAAGAAGUCUGCCAAAGAUGCUCUGCUACUCUGGUGCCAGAGAAAAACAAAUGGCUAUCCCGGUGUCAACAUUCAAGACUUUACCGGGUCCUGGAGAAGCGGUCUUGGUUUCAAUGCUCUCAUACAUGCUCAUCGACCAGACUUGGUCAAUUGGUCGGAAUUGCAGCAAAACAAGAACAUCGAUAAUCUCAAUUGUGCCUUCGACGUUGCCAAUUCAGAACUCGGCAUACCGCGACUCUUGGAUGCGGAAGAUGUGGACACGGCCAGACCCGAUGAGAAAUCCAUUAUCACUUAUGUUGCUUCUUAUUACCACACGUUCGCCAGAAUGAAGAACGAGAUAAAGAGCGGCAAGAGGAUAGCGAAUAUCGUUGGCCAAAUGAUGGAUGCAGACAAGAUGAAGGUUCACUACGAGAAGUUAACGACCGACCUUCUCGAGUGGAUCAAAAUGAAGAUCGAGGUCCUGGAAAAUCGCAGUUUCCCGAACUCGCUCGAAGGUAUCCAACGGGAGCUUUUAGCGUUCAAACAAUAUCGCACCGUAGAGAAGCCGCCGAAGUACAAGGAACGAUCCGAAAUAGAAGCAUUGUAUUUUCACAUAAACACCCGGUUAAAAUCUCUGAACCAGCCAGCGUUCACUCCGCAGGAAGGCCAGUUGAUUCACGACAUCGAGAGAAAUUGGGUGGAGUUAGAGAGAGCAGAACACCGUCGCGAGGUUGCUCUGAGAAUCGAGCUGUUGCGACAAGAGAGGCUCGAGCAAUUAAAUUAUAAGUUCGAGCGAAAGAGCGUACUCAGGGAAGGCUAUCUGAAGGAGAUGAUCCAGGUGUUGACGGAUCCUCGAUACGGCAGCAAUUACGCGCAAGUGGACGCGACGGUGAAGAAACACGAGGCCAUCAGUGCCGACAUUGUGGCGCGCGAGGAACGUUUUCACGAUCUAACGAAUAUGUCCGAGGAGCUUGUGCGAGAGAACUAUCAUGGCCUCGAGAGAGUCCGUAGUAGAGAACAAGAGGUGUUGCAGAGAUGGAAAGAGCUGCUGGCUUUACUAGAUCAUCACAAAUCCAAUCUAGUCGCGCUGAGCUCCUUGAUGAGUCUGAUGAGAGAGAUCGAUACGACUCUAGCCUCAAUCCAGGAGCUUCAACUGAACUUCCAGAGUACCGACGUAGGUCCGCAUUUACUAGGAGUUGAAGAUCUUUUACAAAAGCACAGUUUGCAGGAGCUUCAAGUAACGGCUCUGGGCGAAAGCCAGAGGCGACUCGGUAGACAGGCUGCUCAACAUAUUACGGCACAGCCGCAAAGUAAGGAAGUGCCACUGUUGCAGCAAAAACUGGAAUUGCUAAAUCGCACCUACGACGAGCUUAUGGAGAACAGUAAAGAGCGCAAGGCUAGAUUGGAGGAUGCUCGAAACUUUUUUCACUUUCUUCAAGAUCACGAGGACGAGGAGUCGUGGCUAGUAGAGAAGCAACGAAUUUGCAAGGCUGGCAUCUCCGCGAAAGAUCUACGAGCCGUGAUAUCGUUACAGCAAAAGCAUAAGGCCCUGCAGGACGAGAUGAAGGUGCGCAGGCCGAAAUCCGAGCAGCUCUGUGACGCAGGCAGGAAAUUAAUAACCGACAAUCAUCCGUCUGCACUGGAAAUACAAAAUCGAAUAGACUCGUUGCAAGAACAUUGGAGAGUCUUGGAAGAAUUGGCGGCGUUGCGGAAGAAGCAGCUGGACGACGCGGCCGAAGCGUUUCAGUUUUACGCCGACGCGAACGAGGCGGAUUCGUGGAUGAAUGAGAAAAUGGCGUUAGUCGCUUCCGAGGACUACGGAGUGGACGAGCCAAGUGCUCAGGCCUUAUUACAGAGGCACAAGGAUCUGGAAGGCGAAUUGAAUGCUUACAGAGGUGACGUCCAGUCUCUGAAUACCCAGGCGGAGAAACUUAUCAAAUCCGGCAUUUCUACUUUAGAAUUAACCGCCGAUCCGGAACCGGUUGCCGAAUUGGAACAAGAAGAGUGGAGCAAGGAGAUCAGAUUGGUGCCGCAAGAUGAAUGGGUGGACGAGGUAAUUGAACGAAUGGAACCGAGAAUUGUUCAUGAAGAUAGAAUGGUGCCGCAAGUGAAGAGUUUAUAUGCGUUCAACGGCCAAGAUAUACAUAUUGUGAAGGGUGAGGUAAUGUUUCUGUUGAAUAAAACAAAUCACGAUUGGUGGAGCGUUAGAAAAGCCGACGGCACGGAUGGAUUCGUGCCUACCAACUACGUUCGCGAGAUUGAGCCAAAGAUCGUACAAGUGCAGGUACGUAAACUCGAGAAAAUUAAAACGACACAACGUGUGAAGAAGACGAAGAUGGUUAAGCAGGUGGUUCCAGUUCGACGAUUAAAAUCCAUUAAAUCUACCGUGAAACCGAUCAAGCGAAAGACGAUGAGCGAUGGCGACAGCGUGGAGAAACGACAGAAGAAGAUCAACGAUACUUAUAGCGAGCUGCAGGAGUUUGCUGUGAAACGUCACGCAUUACUGGAGGACGCUAUCAGGCUCUAUGGCUUUUAUCGGGAGUGCGACGACUUUGAAAAAUGGAUAAAAGACAAAGAGAAGAUGCUGAGGGUCGAGGAUCCUCACGAUAAUGUCGAGACAGCGAGAAGAAAGUAUGAAAAAUUCUUAACGGACUUGUCGGCUUCCGGAAAACGAGUGGAGGCGAUAGAUGCGGCGGUUGACGAAUUUGUUCGUCAAGGCCACAGUCAACUUGACAAGGUCAAGACCAGACAGAGGCACAUUCAUCAGCUGUGGGAUCAUCUAAACUGGCUGAAAACGCAGAAAGAGAAGAGUUUGGAGGGUGCGUCAAGCGUCGAAUUAUUUAACAGAACCUGCGGUGAGGCUCACGAUUGGAUGUUGGAAAAAAUUACUCAGCUGGACACAGCCGAACUCGGACCUGAUUUGAAGACUGUACAAGCUCUGCAGAGAAGGCAUCAACAAUUAGAACGAGAAUUAGCACCAGUCGAAGAAAAGGUACGAAAAGUAAACUUGUUGGGCAAUAGUGUCAAACAUUCGUAUCCGCACGAAUGUAACAACGUGAAUGUGAGACAAGACGAAAUCGAGGAACUCUGGAAUAAAGUCCAAACGAAGGCCAAAGAUCGACGAUCUCGUUUGCAAGACGCAGUCGGUCAACAAAUAUUUAUGAAUAGCUCGAAGAACCUGAUUAACUGGGCUACAGAUGUACAGGAGACGAUGAAGGCCGAGGAACCAGUCAGAGAUGUAGCCACGGCCGAGCAGCUCAAGAAGCAGCAUAUGGAGCUCGGAGAAGAAAUACGAACCAAAGAAGACGAAUUUUGUGAAGUUGAAAACCUCGCUCGACAGCUGUUACAACGUAAUCCAAAUUUGACGGAUGUACGCGAACGUCUGGAUAAACUAAAUGGAUUAUAUCCGGCAGUAUCGAACAAAUGGAUGACAAAAGAAGAAUGGCUACGACAAUGCCUGGAAUUACAACAAUUUAACCGAGAAGCCGAUCAGAUUGAAGCUACUACUAGUUCCCACGAAGCUUUCCUUGAAUUCACUGAAUUGGGUGAAUCUUUGGACGAUGUCGAGGCUCUAUUGAAACAACAUGAAAAAUUCGAGAACACUCUGCACGCGCAAGAUGACAGAUUGAAGGCAUUUAGCGACACCGCUGACAAAUUAAUUGCCCAAAAUCAUUACGACAAAGAUUACAUCAACGAAAAAAGAAACCAAGUACUAGCCCGUCGUAUGGCAGUGAAGGACGCUGCUCAACGUCGAAGAGCGGCCUUGAAUGCGUCCGAGCAUUACCAACAAUUCUCAGCCGAAGUGGAUGACUUGCGCGGCUGGUUAAGCGACAAGAUGAAGACCGCGGCCGAUGAGAGUUAUCGCGAUUUGAAUAAUCUUGAACGCAAGCUGCAGAAGCACGAAGCUUUCGAACGAGAGUUACGUGCCAACGAAGGACAGUUAAGAACAGUCAACAAAGCGGGCAAGGCGCUGAUAUCCGAAGAAAAUUAUAGAUCGGACGACGUAGGAAUCUUGAAGGAUCUGAAUGAUCAAUGGGAUCGACUCGUAACACUAUCGCUGGAGAAAGGUCGCAGACUGCGACAAGCCUCUUCGCAACACGGAUACAAUCGCACUAUGGAAGACGCCAGGUUGAAACUAGAAGAGAUAGAGAGCUGUUUGCAGAGUAAGCAAGUAGGCAUAGAUCUUCGUAGUUGCAAGGAACUGCUGAAGAAACACCAGAUUCUCGAGAGCGACAUGUGUCAGUGGGAGCAGAAGGUGGACGAUCUCGUAGCCAUGGGUCAGGAAAUGGCGCAUGAAGGUCAUUUCGAUGCGGCGAAUAUCCUGAAGACCAGUCAAGCCACGCAAAAAAAAUUCCGCAGCUUAAAGGAACCGGCUAAGAAACGUCGAGAUGCAUUGGAGGAGAGUUUGCGCUUCCAUAAAUUCGGCUUCGAGUUGGACGCAGAAUUACAUUGGAUCAAGGAUCACUUGCCGCAGGCAUCCUCGACGACGCUCGGACAAAAUCUACACCAGGCCCAGACUUUGCAUAAGAAGCACAAGAAACUGGAAGCGGAGAUCGCCGGUCAUCAGCCUAUGAUAGAUAAGACUUUGACUUCCGGACAGGCUCUUAUUGAUCAGAUUCAUCCGGAGAAAAAGAAGAUCCAAGAACUAUGCGAUAUUUUGGAUGAUGCCUGGAGGGACUUGCAAGAUAAAGCGGGAGAGCGUAGUAAAGCGUUGGAUCUGUCUCUGAAAGCGCAAGAAUUUCUCUUCGAAGCCGGUGAGAUCGAGAGCUGGCUGAACGAGAAAAACGACGUGCUAAGCUCCACCGAUUACGGCAGAGAUCGUGAUGCCGCCACAAAAUUAUUAACGAAACACAAGGCUGUUGAACUCGAAUUGGACACAUACAAUGGCAUCGUGACAGAAAUGGGUCACACCGCUUCUGCGAUGAUAAAUUCGAAGCAUCCUGAUAGCAAAGCAAUAGCCAACAAGCAGCAAGCGAUCGUUCAACAAAUGCGCGCUCUGCAGCGACUAGCUACCGUGAGGCAGCAACGUUUAAUGGAGAGCAUGUAUCGCCAUGAAUAUUUUCUGGAGAGCAGAGAGUUGGAGCAGUGGAUCAAGGAACAAGAACAGACGGCCGCGUCGGAGGACUACGGCCAAGAUUACGAGCAUCUGUUACUGUUACAAGCGAAAUUCAACGACUUCAAACAUCGAAUAGAGGCAGGCUCCGAGAGAUUCAAUCAGUGCGAAGAAUUGGCCAGAAAACUGAUCGCGAACGAAAGUCCUUACAUCCAGGACAUCGAAAAACGUCAAGAACAAUUAGGGGAAUCAUGGCAACAUCUCUUAGGUCUCAUUCAAAAUCGUGAACAGCGAUUGCAAGCAGCAGGCGAGAUUCAUCGGUUUCAUCGCGAUGUGGCUGAAGCGCUCUCACGAAUACAGGAAAAGGAGGCUGCUUUGCCAGAGGAUCUGGGUCGCGAUUUGAAUUCCGUUUUGGCGUUGAUUAGACGUCAUGAAGGCUUCGAGAAUGAUCUAGUCGCACUGGAGGCUCAAUUGCAAGUUCUAGUCGAGGAUGCGUCCAGAUUACAAGCUCAUUAUCCAGGCAACAACGCGACGCACAUCGAUCGGCAGCAACGAAUCGUCGUUAUUCAUUGGGGAAUAAAGAAUAGAUCCGCUCAUCGAAGGGAUCAGUUGCAGGCUAGCUGCGACCUGCAACGAUUCCACGCUCAGGCUAGAGACUUGAUGAAUUGGGCAGCUGGAUUACGCGCUACGAUGUCGACGGAGGAAAAGGUCCGAGACGCGGCCAGCGCGCAGACUUUGAAGGCGGAACACGAUGCUCUGAAAGGAGAAAUCGAAGCGCGCGAGGAAAAUUUCAGUUCGGUACUCGAUCUAGGCGAGGCCAUGGUGCAAACUGGUCACUAUGCCGCUAUAGAUGUCGAAGAAAAAUGCAAUCAACUCUUGGACGAGCGACAGAAGUUGCACACUGCUUGGCAGCAGAAAAAAGUGCAUUUGGAUCAAUUGAUCGACUUGCACUUCUUUUUACGAGACGCCAAACAGCUCGACACUUUAUCCAGCACUCAGGAGGCUGCGCUGAGCGGCGACAACUUCGGGGUCUCCGUCGAGGAGGUAGACGCGCAGAUGAAGAAACACAACGAGUUUGAAAAAUUGUUGGUUACCCACGAAGAAAAACUAACUGCGCUGCAAGAACAUGGAAACAAACUUUUGGCGCAAAAUCAUUUCGAUUCGUCGACAAUCGCCCGGCGAUUGAACGAGGUCAUUCAAAGACGUGGAAAAAUCCGAGACUUGUGCGACGUGCGAAGAAAAAAGUUGGAGGCCAGUCUACUGCACGCGCAAUUUGUCAGAGAUGUGGGUGAGGCAGAAUCUUGGAUCGGCGAGAAGCAGAAGAAAUUGGAAGCGGAAGCGUCAAAAGGCGAGGUCUCCAGUUUGGAAGACAAAAUCAAGAAAUUGCAGAAACAUCAAGCAUUCCAGGCGGAACUGGCGGCAAAUCAAAGCAGAAUCGAAGAGAUUAAAGCAAAAGGAGAGACGUUGCUAGCGCGAAAGCAUCCGGCUAGCGUGGAAAUUCAUCAACAAUUGGAAAAUUUGCAUACGUCCUGGCGGAAAUUGCUGUUGGAAUCUGGAAAUCGAGGUAGUUUGGAGGAGGCUCAAGAUAUCUUGGAAUUUAAUAAUCAAGUGGAGAAGAUCGAGGCCUGGAUCAGAGACAAGGAAAUGAUGGUCCAAGCCGGCGAUACCGGAAAGGAUUACGAGCACUGCUUGAGCCUUCAGAGAAAACUCGAUGAUGUGGACAGCGAUAUGCGAGUGGACGAUUCCAGAAUAAAAACUAUUAAUGCUUUGGCGGAUAAACUUAUAAAACAGGGUCGCGAUAACGAAUCAAAAGCAAUUCAGCAGCGGCGCGAUAACUUUAACAAUAAAUGGAAAGGUUUGCAAGGUGCGCUGAGUAUGUACCGUGAAACAUUAGCAGGUGCAUUAGAGAUCCAUCUAUUUAAUCGGGAUAUAGAUGAUACAAACCAAAGAGUUAUUGAAAAAUCAGUGGCCAUGAAUACGAGCGAUACAGGAAAAGAUCUGCCUGCUGUCGAACAACUACAAAGAAAACAAGAGGCUAUGGAGCGAGAUAUGACGGCAAUAGAAGGGAAAUUAAAAGAGCAUAAGGCAGAGUCACGAAAGUUGUCGCACAAAUAUCCGGACAAGGCAUCCGAAAUAAAUGGAAUACUGUCCGAACUGGAAUCUAAUUGGGACGAUCUACAACGUCUCACUCGACAUCGACGCGAUGCUUUAAAUCAAGCUUAUACAUUGCACAAGUUCCAAGCUGAUCUGCACGAAUUGGACAUUUGGGUGGCCGAUACUAUCAAACGCAUGGACGAAUCCGAACCACCGACUACCAUAUCCGAAGCUGAGGCUUUAUUAGAACUGCAUCAAGAGAGGAAAGCGGAAAUCGACGGUCGACAAGAUGCAUUUAAAGGUCUGAAGGAACAUGGUCAGAAGCUUCUAUCGAUCAAUGAAGAUAUCAAGGAUAAUCUCGAGCAUUUGAAAGAACUCAGACAGACAUUGGGAAAUGCCUGGGAUGAUCGUAGACAGAAAUUGACGCAAGCGCACCAGUUGCAACUGUUCAAGGAGCAAGCCGAUCAAGCUGAUAGCUGGCUGGCGACGAAGGAAGCGUUCCUCAAUAAUGAGGAUCUUGGCGAAUCCCUAUCGGGAGUAGAGACACUGCUGCGUAAGCACGAGGAGUUCGAGAAGAUGCUGAUGUCUCAACUGGGACGUAUCGACGAGCUCGAAAAGUUUGCCAAUGACAUCCUAUCGCGCGAACAUGCGGACUCAGGUAUAAUAAAGCAGCGAAUUGCUUCCGUUUGCGCCAGACGGGACAAGCUAAAGAAUAGUGCGACGGCCAGAAGGAAGAAACUUUUAGAGAGUCAUCAUCUGCACCAGUUCCUCAGAAACAUAUACGAAGUGGAAGGUUGGCUGCACCAGAAGCAACAGGUAGCGAGCGAUGAAAAUUAUAGAGAUUCCUCAAACCUGCAGAGCAAAAUACAGAAGCAUAUCGCGUUUGAGAGUGAAUUGAUGGCGAACAAGGCGAGAAUCUUAUCAGUGGCCAACGAGGGUGAGGCGCUCAUCGAGGAAAACCACUACGCCUCGAAGGACAUACAGGAACGUUUGGACGAGCUGGACGCAGAAUGGAACCAUCUGCAAGGCACCAGCGAAUUGAAGAAGAACCGACUGAACGACGCGUAUCAGGCCUUGUUGUUUGGCCGUAGUUUAGACGAAUUCGAGACGUGGAUGGACGAGGUGGAGACCCAGUUGCAGUCGGAGGAUCACGGAAAAGAUCUUUCGAGCGUGGCGAAUCUGCUGAAGAGACAUACCAAUUUGGAGAACGACGUGCUCGGUCAUAACGAGGCGUGCGAAUCCAUCAAAGAGACAGCCGCUAGCUUCCAGAAGUCGGCUCACUUCAUGCGCGACGAGAUUCAGGAGCGAGCAUCAGUCACGAUAAACAGGUAUCACAGUCUCCAGGAGCCGAUGCAGAUACGCAGGGACAACUUGGAAGACGCAAAGUUGUUGCACCAGUUUGCAAGAGACGUCGAGGACGAGUUACACUGGCUGUCAGAGAAGGAACCAUUAGCCGCGAGCAAUGAUCUCGGAAGUUCUCUUACUACCGUGAAGCGAUUGCAAAAAAAGCAUCAAGCUUUGGAAGGAGAAUUAUUGUCCAGAGAACCUGUAGUAGCUUCUUUGGUUAGUAGAGCAACCGUGAUGAUUCGAAGUGGACACUUUGCGGGAGACAAGAUUGAACAAUUAAUUAAAAAGCUGCAAGAGGAGUUAUCGCAUCUCAGAGAUCUGGCGAGCGUCAGAAAACUGAGAUUACUCGAUGCCGUGGAAUCGCAAACGUUUUAUGCUGAAGCCACGGAAGCUGAGCAGUGGAUUAGAGAAAAACACCCGCAAUUAACGUCAACUGAUUACGGCAAGGACGAAGAUUCCGUGCAGUCUCUGUUAAAGAAACUAGAAGGUAUCGAACGUGACUUGUCCGGUUUCGAAAGCACAAUUGACAACCUAAAGAAGCUAUCACACGGUCUGGUCGAGCGGCAUCACUUUGACAGCAAGAAUAUCGCUCAGAAACAGGCCGAUAUCGAAUUCAAGUUCAAAGAAUUGCAGAAAUUGAAAGAAUAUCGAUUGCAAAGAUUAUCAGAGAGCGAAAAGUUUUACAAAUUUAUCAGACAGGCGGACGAAGUGAUCGAAUGGAUCGGGGACCAAACAACGGUUGCUGCAUCGGAAGACUACGGCCGUGACGUGGAACACGUGGAACUGCUGAUUCAGAUAUUCGACAAUUUCUUAUCCGGAUUGACGACAAGCGAAAGCCGGGUGUCGGCUGUACUUGACGAAGGACAGAGAUUGAUAGAGCAAAACAAUCCCGAGAAGAGCAAGAUAUCUCUUAAGAUCGAAGAAACGAAGCAGCAGUGGGAAGACUUGAAGGAAUUGGCGCACGCUCGGCAAGACGCGCUGGCGGGCGCCAAACAGGUUCACAUGUUCGACAGAACGGCCGACGAGACCAUCUCUUGGAUACAGGAGAAAGAGGUGGCCCUUAGCUCGGAUGGUUACGGCCACGACCUGGAGACGAUUCAGGCUCUGGUGAGGAAGCAUCAGGGAUUCGAGACCGAUCUCGCGGCCGUGAAGGAGCAAGUGGAGUCUCUGACGGAGGAGGCCUCGAGAUUGAUCGAGCUCUUCCCAGACGCGCGUGUACACAUUGAUGUGAAGCACCAGGAGGCCGAAGCGGCGUGGACCGAACUGUUGGAGAAGGCGGCUCAGAGACGAAGCAAACUCGCGCAAGCCGAACAGCUGCAAGCCUAUCUGGGCGAGUACAGGGAGCUGAUAUCCUGGAUAAACGAAAUGGUGGCCAAGGUCACGGCGCCGGAAUUGGCGCGCGACGUUCCCGGCGCUGAGGCGCUGAUCUCCAGGCACAACGAGUACAAGUCGGAGAUCGACACUCGCGAGGAGGCCUUCGACAAGUUUUACCGGAUCGGGCAGAAGCUGAUCGAACAGGGACAUUUUCUCGGGAAAGAGAUCGAGGAUAAGAUAUCGGCACUGCAACAGCGUCAACAGAUCUUGAAGGACACGUGGCAGCAACGGAAACUUAUUUACGAGCAGAACUUGGAUACGCAGCUGUUCAAGAGGGACGCCGAAAUUUUGGAAAACUGGAUAGUCAACAGGGAACCGAUGUUGUACGACGAUAAAUUUGGAGAGAGUAUCUCGCAAGUGGAGGAGUUGAUCAGGAAACACGAGGAUUUCGAGAAGACCAUAGAAGCGCAGGAAGAAAGAUUCAGCGCGCUCAAGCGAACAACAAUGCUGGAAGAAGCCUUCCGGAAACAGCAAGAAGCGGAAAUGGCCGCGCGCCAAGCGGAAAAAGAACGUGCGGAACGUGAACGAAUUGCGGAACGAAAGCGUAAAGAGAUACAGAGGAUAACCGAAGAGCGAAAACGCGAAGGGGAACGUAGGCGAUUGUUAGACAAUUCUCAUCGCGCUCAACACGAUGAGAUUAAUGGAUCUGUCGACGAACACGAAUCUGUGAAUAUAUUAGCUCCGCUGAAGGGUGCUACUUCCGAAACAGCAGAACCCGCGAUACCUCAGAAAUCUCAUGGUUUAUCGCACGUAUUUGGCGAAAAAUUAAGACGAGCAACUUCGGAUAUCAAGAGAGCCGAAAGCAUGAAAGUGGAUACGAAGAAGCCAAAACGGACCCCGAGCUUCACGACUAGACGAAGAACGCAAAGUUUCAGAAAACUGCAACGAAUGGAGAAUAUGGACGCGUUGCGGCCGGUCGAAAUUCAAGGUUUUCUCGAACGAAAGCACGAGCUUCAGAGCGCCGGCAAAAAAGCAGCAGUUCGAUCGUGGAAACAAUAUUACACCGUACUAUGCGGGCAACUGCUGUGCUUCUUCAAGGACGUGGAAGAUUUCUCGUUGAGCAAAGCCGCUACUGCUCCGAUAACGAUUUUCAAUGCCGUGUGCGAAAAAGCGGAAGAUUACACGAAGAAGAAGAACGUGUUCCGAUUGAAGUGUACGGACGGCUCGGAAUUUUUAUUCUUAGCUCCGAGUCAGCAGGAGAUGGAAGACUGGGUUAACAAAAUUUCGUUCCACGCGAAACUACCACCGAGUCUGCAGCUCUUAAGCUACGACGAGUCUCAGAAGCAAGAAGGUUUGGAAAGGCUGCAAAGCUCGGCACUGGAUCACGUGGACGACAACGUGUCGACCGGAAGUAGUCGCGUUUCUACACCGGAGAUGGAACGCAAGAACUCUGUAAUCAGGCGUGAUCCCACGUCGUCGAAUCAGCAUCACUCAUCGAGCAACGUGCAGAUAGAGUUCCUGCAGACCCAUCGGCAGAAUCAGCAACGACGCAACGACGCACAGAAUGCCGAUGCAUUCCUCGCGUCGCAGAGAUCCGAGCCGCAGACUCAAACUGAGUUUCUGCAGAUGCAUAGGCAACAGCAACUGCUUGCGCAACAACAAUUGAUGCAGCAGGAACAGCUGGCGGCUCAGCGGGAUCAGUAUCAACACAAUUCCGCGAUGCUGGAAACCGAUAAACCACCCAUACCGCCGCGAGGAGCUCCUCCACCUAUUCCCAUGAGAACACCGAGUUCAGAAAAUAUGAUGCAAUAUAGGCGCAAUGAUGUGGAACACCAUAUGCAACAAGGAAGACCUGUUUAUCAACAACGCAGUGCAACGUUAAAUCAUAAUGGAUCUGGCCAGUAUUCAUCAAAUGAGCCAACAACAUGGCAUAGACAAAGUAGCGUGGAUCUUCCUCCGCAACAUCAAGAAUUAGCACCUCCAUUGCCAUUGAGUGCCCCUCCGCCGACUAGAAUGACUCAGUGGAACAUUCCUCAGCAUCUUGCAUACGGGAAUGUACCAGUAAAUAUUAGACAAGGUAUGCAGCAACAAAAUAACACCUACACCAGUAGACCGACCUCGUUGCCGCCUUACGUCGCUCCGCCAGCAGCUCCGCAAACGUCUCCCUCAAAUAUCACAGUGGUGGAUGGCGUGAGAAGAACCUCAGAAAGCGGAUCGGAAAGCGAGCAAAGCUCAGGCGGCAGUCGCAAAGAUCGCGAUUACAAACGAAGUUCCGUGUUGAGCAAUUUAUUCGGAAGACGUAAAAAACCUUCUCAAUCGUAACGCUGAUUCCAAAAGCUCCUUCGAAGCGCAUUUAUGUAACUACGAUCUUUGUAGUCAUUUCAUACGAGUUAUUACUUACUUAAACGUAAUGCAAAAAGUGCGAUCUUUCUCGUAUAAAAUAAACGACGAAGUUCCUUGAAAAUAUCA